AUGAAGCUCAGAGCAGGACAAACACUGGGCACCACCCGCAGACAGUGCAAACUUCUUCUGUUACUGCUCUUGGGCCUUGUGGAUGGUGUCCAGCAUGUACUUUCCCCAAGCUCAGCCCAAAGGAGUAGAGCCCUGGGCUCUGGAUCUUCAGGGGGAAGCAGCAGGCCGCAUCUGUGGGCCCUGCCAGGCAGGUUCCUGUUUCAGAUCAUCCCAUGGAGAACUGGCCCCAGGCGCUGGCCCUAUGGGCGUCCCUUUGAGCCCCAGCCAUGCUUGAGCUUUGGUGACGGAACCCGGCUCACAAUUCUAGGCCAGCCCAAGUCCGACCCCUUGGUCACUCUGUUCCUGCCUUCCUUGAAGAAUUUCCAGGCUAAUAAGGCCACACUGGUGUGUCUGGUGAGCGAAUUCUACCCAGAUACUUUGGUGGUGGACUGGAAGGUAGAUGGAAUCCCUGUCACGCAGGGUGUAGAGACAACCCAGCCCUCCAAACAGACCAACAACAAGUACGUGGUCAGCAGCUUCCUGACACUGAUAUCUGACCAGUGGACACCUCACAGCCGAUACAGCUGUCAGGUUACUCAUGAAGGAAACAUUGUAGAGAAGAGUGUGUCACCUGCUGAAUGUUCAUAG
This is a messenger RNA of Psammomys obesus (fat sand rat), 627 nucleotides long. RefSeq names its product immunoglobulin lambda like polypeptide 5 (gene Igll5). The transcript is spliced from 3 exons. Gene Ontology annotation, molecular function: MHC class II protein complex binding. Gene Ontology annotation, biological process: positive regulation of T cell activation; antigen processing and presentation of exogenous peptide antigen via MHC class II; immunoglobulin production involved in immunoglobulin-mediated immune response. Gene Ontology annotation, cellular component: MHC class II protein complex. Bases 1 to 627 code for a protein of 208 amino acids. The record is from RefSeq and is a predicted model, not a curated record. NCBI's taxonomy places the organism in Eukaryota, Metazoa, Chordata, Mammalia, Rodentia, Muridae.